AUGGUUAAUAGAACAAAGCCCAGUGCAGAUGCGGAAAAUCCUCCUCAAAAUCAAUCGGAUAUCGCACAACCAACAACGUCUUUGUGGCUAACCAAACUAACAUCGGGGUACAGAAGAGUGCUUAGAGUUUCCAAUUUGCUUAGAGGAGUAGAUGAUAUAAAGCAAAAGCACGCAUUGGCAGUAUCGCUAGCUAAAAGAUUAAUUGGAGAUGAAGAAGAUUGGAGCCGUUACACUUACGGUGAAAGUACAAUGGAACCAUGUAAAGAUCAUGGGCAAAUGAAUGACUCAGUUUCUCUACAACUGCCUAAUUUGGAUUCUACAAUUGAUUCAUCCAAAAAUAAUAGAAUGAGAAAUCCGCUAAUUCAGGCGGUAGAAAACAGCAUUGAGGAGUUGGUAGAGGAAAUACUAGAAAAAUUCCCAGAUGCGGCCUAUACAGUGGACAAGAAUGGAAAGAACAUAUUGCAUAUAGCAGUGGUGAAGAAAGAUAAAAGACUGUAUGACUACUUGAAGACAAAAGUUGGCAAGGAUGUGAUGCUAACAGCAAUUGACAACCAGGGAAACACCAUUCUGCAUCUUGCAACAAAACAAGGAAAUAGUCCUAGAAUUGUUCUCGGACAUAUGAACCAGAUGGCAUGGGACAGGAUAUGGUAUGAUUCUCCCCCUCAUUUCCAAUACCACCGCAAUUUUGUUGGGAAGACAGCAAGUGAACUAUUUCAAGGAAACCAUGUCAGCUUACGAGAGAAGGCUGAGAAGGCACUCAAAGAUAUGAACAGUGAGUUGAUGCUGGCUGUUGCUCUCCUUGGCACUGUCAACUAUGCGACAUUAUUUACCGUCCCUGGAGGUUUUGAUGACGAUAACAAUAGUGGAAGUUUUGGUCGUCCAAAGUUUUUUAGCACCAAGAAAGAAGAUCAACUUUUGUCAUUCUUGUGGUACACUGAGGCCACUCUAUUUAGCACUCUAAUUGCCUUGACUACCAUGCUUUUGAUUCAGUUGUCGAGGUUUACCAAUGACGACUUCUUCAUGAUCUUGCCAGUGAGAUACCUUGGUUCUCUGGCUGCUCUAUUUGUCUCCACCAUCUUCACAAUUGCAGCUUGUGCUGAGGCCUACACGGCCCAAAUAGCAGCUUCAAGAACCAGCUCCACCGCUGACGACGCCACCGUUAGCCACCACGACAAUUUCAGAGCAGUGUUAGAUCGAGGAAAGACGAUUCACUUCAAGUCUUCGGCCACUACUUGGGGCGCCCGCAAGGGGACCAUCUGGGACACAUAG
Diospyros lotus (date-plum) is the source of this 1269-nucleotide messenger RNA. RefSeq lists its product as uncharacterized. The record is from RefSeq and is a predicted model, not a curated record. The transcript is spliced from 5 exons. Bases 1 to 1269 code for a protein of 422 amino acids. Gene Ontology annotation, molecular function: protein binding. NCBI's taxonomy places the organism in Eukaryota, Viridiplantae, Streptophyta, Magnoliopsida, Ericales, Ebenaceae.